AUGGAGCUGGACUUACAUCCCAAGCAUGAAUUUAUGAACAGUACGAAGAAUGGGGCAGAUUUCGAUGAUAGUGUACAUUCCAAGAGAAAAAAGGAGUCUCAUGCAAAUGAUGGGUUUACCGAGUACUGUACAUUGACAGGUCAUACGAAGAGUGUUACAAGCAUAGCGGUGUCUCCGGAUAAACGGUGGAUCGCAACCGCAUCUGCUGAUGCAACUAUAAAACUUUGGAGUACUUUAACUUUUCGUUUAGAAUGUACGUUGUUUGGUCAUAGCAGAGGCAUCUCAGAAAUACGAUGGGCAAGUGGAGGCAGGUACCUUGCUAGCGCUUCGGAUGAUAAAACAGUGCGUAUUUGGGACACAGAAAAUCGAUCUAGUGCUCGCUGCUUACAGGGUCAUACUAGCUUUGUCUCUUCUGUCGACUUUAAUCCAAUGGGUACAUUAUUAGUUUCGGGCUCGUGGGAUGAAACAGUACGCAUUUGGAGUGCACAGGAUGGAAGAUGCAUCCGCAUGUUACCAGCGCAUUCUGAGCCUAUUAUAUCUGUCUCAAUUUCUCCGGAUGGAACCCUUUGUGCGUCAGCAAGCUAUGAUGGCAUGGCUCGAAUUUGGGAUGUCAUGAGCGGCCAGUGUCUCAAAACACUUGUGGAACCAAUCAAUGUUCCUUUAUCAAGUAUAAAAUUUAGUCCUAAUGGACAGUACUUGGUUGUCAGUAAUUUAAACUCACAGAUGCGCCUUUGGGAUUAUCGCAACAAUCGUGUAGUUCAUUUAUAUGAUCACCAUAAAAAUAAUCAUUUUUCUAUGUCGUGGGAUUUCUAUUUAUCCAAAUAUUUUCCCUGGAAAUCAAGUCAUGAUGAAGAGCAUCAUACGAAGACUGAGAUGUCAGCCUUCGAAGACGUUUAUCUUCUUAUUCCAAGUGAAGACGGUCGCGUUUACGUUACGGAUCCCACCACGAAGGUUGUAGCGGAUAAUUCGAUUCAGCAUUCAGAUGCGCCAAAUGUCUCUAUGUUGCACGUCGCUUCGUUAGGACCGUUCAUUGUGUCUGCCGGGACAGAUCCCUAUGUCAGGGUCUGGGCUCCUGAAAGACUUUUCACAGAAGCAAAAACUGAAGAAGAACAAAAUGAAAAAAUACCACAAGAAACUUUGCCUAUACGACAGCACAGUCCUACACUUUUACCGAUGGAAGAGAAUCCGGACCAGCAAGUUUUAACGCAAAACUCCCAAGAUUCCUUUUCAAACCAAGAACAAGGAUCAGAUGGAACUUCUAGUACUGAAAGCAUGCCAGAUCCAAGGACCUUGAAUGUGUCCUAA
Molecule: messenger RNA, 1305 nt
Organism: Schizosaccharomyces osmophilus
Lineage: Eukaryota; Fungi; Ascomycota; Schizosaccharomycetes; Schizosaccharomycetales; Schizosaccharomycetaceae
Gene: swd3
Product: Set1C complex WD repeat protein Swd3
Exons: 1
Coding region: 1-1305 (434 amino acids)
Molecular function (GO): protein binding
Source: RefSeq, a predicted model, not a curated record